This is a messenger RNA of Mugil cephalus (flathead mullet), 1147 nucleotides long. RefSeq names its product protein TsetseEP-like. The coding region runs from base 407 to 1147 and encodes 246 amino acids. NCBI's taxonomy places the organism in Eukaryota, Metazoa, Chordata, Actinopteri, Mugiliformes, Mugilidae. The transcript has 2 exons. The record is from RefSeq and is a predicted model, not a curated record.
AAUACAGCGGAACUAAAUGUUAAUUGUCCCCCAUCUGACGGAAUUUUAUAGUGGGACACCAGGCGGACGUGGAUUUGCUUUUUAAACCCCGAUGGUAGACCUCGUUGGUGGAGUUGUGUUUCUGUGUUUGUGGACUGAACUGAAGGACGAGUGUGUUGUGUCGUCACGAUAAGUAUCUGAGCUGUAGCAGCUAAGCUGAGAGUUUUCAGAGAGUUGAUCAUAGACCGACAAACUGCUACAGAAGAAAUUUUACCAGGUACAGAUCGAUCGUCAGCGCAGACUGCUGGAUAUCACCUGGAAACCCGAGAUAAAGUUACACAGGAUAGACCUUCUACAGCAACAUGUCUACACAGAGGAGGAGGGUCUCACUGAGCAGCAGCUCUAUAACCAGGAGAGGAACUCUAGUAUGGACCAGGAGGAACCAGAACCUCCACAUGUGAAAGAGGAACAGGAGAAACCAGAACCUUCACAGAUGAAAAAAGAACAGGAGGGAUCAGAACCUCUACAGAUGAAAGAGGAACAGCAGGAACCAGAACCUCCACAGAUGAAAGAGGAACAGCAGGAAUCAGAACCUCCACAGAUAACAGGGGCAUGGGACAAAACAGAACCUCCAAAGAUGAAAGAGGAACAGGAGGAACCAGAGCCUCUACAGAUGAAAGAGGAACAGCAGGAACCAGAACCUCCACAGAUGAAAGAGGAACAGCAGGAACCAGAACCUCCACAGAUAACAGGGGCAUGGGACGAAACAGAACCUCCAAAGAUGGAAGAGGAACAGGAGGAACCAGAGCCUCUACAGAUGAAAGAUGAACACGAUGAACCAGAACAUCCACAGAUGAAAGACGAACAGCAGGAACCAGAACCUCUACAGAUGAAAGAGGAACAGGAGGAACCGGAACCUCUACAAAUGAAAGCGGAACAAAAGGAACCAGAACCUACACAGAUAAAAGAUGAACAGGAGGAACUAGAACCUCCAGAUAUAAAAGAGGAAUGGGAGGAGCCAGAACAUCCUGAGAUAAAUCCAGAGAUAAAAGAGGAACAGGGGGAACCUCCAAAGAUAAAGAGGAACAGGAGGAACCAGAACCUCUGCAAUUUAAAGAGGAAUGGGAGGAACCAGAACCUCCACACAUUAAAGAGGAACAGGAGGUAG